Messenger RNA from Oppiella nova, 282 nucleotides. The record is from the annotation of a GenBank genome assembly. NCBI's taxonomy places the organism in Eukaryota, Metazoa, Arthropoda, Arachnida, Sarcoptiformes, Oppiidae.
GCAAUCACUAGAUUCUUAAUGCAUUUAAAAAGUGGAUACCUGUGCUCUUUCCCCAAUAAGAGAGCAGGUAAGCACCCAAUUAGAGUGACUGAGAACCAGAUCGAUCCUGUGCUGCAUCUGUGCUCGGAAUCAGUAGAGCAAGCUCAACUAAUAACUUACUAUAAAAUAGUCUCAAGUACAACAGUCUAUAAUUGGAGGUAUGGGUUCUCACAUACGAGAAGUCAGUAUUACUUUCUCUCAUAUCUGUUGGGAUCGGCUUCUUAUGGAUCACUCAAUCCCUAA